This is a messenger RNA of Poecilia latipinna (sailfin molly), 909 nucleotides long. Its product is annotated as prefoldin subunit 5-like. Gene Ontology annotation, cellular component: prefoldin complex; cytoplasm. The record is from RefSeq and is a predicted model, not a curated record. NCBI's taxonomy places the organism in Eukaryota, Metazoa, Chordata, Actinopteri, Cyprinodontiformes, Poeciliidae. Gene Ontology annotation, biological process: RNA polymerase II core complex assembly; protein folding; RNA polymerase III assembly.
AGUAUGUGAUUUGCGAUGGUCUGCAUAUUUAGUGUGCAUAUUCGUCAUUAAAUUAAUGUUUCCUUUUGCUACACCAAAAAAAAUCUCUGAUUCCCACUGUUUAUCUGGACGAAGCAUGUUGGGUAUCUGAUUCCCCAUUUAAAAUUGUGAAUAAACUCCGCCAACCCGGCGCAACUCUCUGUUCUCCGGCUGACAAAUGGUGCGCACCCAGUGAGGCUCGUUGCUCAUCACGCUUCCAAUAUGGCGGUGAAUCUCACAGACCUCUCCCUUCCUCAGUUGGAAGGAUUAAAAGGCCAACUGGACCAGGAGGUUGAGUUCUUGACGUCUUCCAUAAGUCAGCUGAAAAUUGCCCAGAACAAGUUUGUUGAAGCAAAAGACAGCUUAACUGUCCUAAACUCAAACAAUAAAGGAAAAGAGUUGCUUGUGCCUCUCACCAGUUCUAUGUACGUUCCUGGAACGUUAAAUGAUGUGGAACAUGUCUUGGUGGAUGUGGGAACUGGAUAUUAUGUUGAAAAGAAUGUGGAGGAGUCAAAGGCAUUCUUCAAGCGUAAAAUAGACUUCCUCACAAAGCAGAUAGAGAAAAUUCAGCCUGCUCUUCAAGAGAAACACGCUAUGAAACAAGCGGUCAUUGAAGUAAUGAAUCUGAAGAUCCAGCAAUUACAACAGAGCCAACAGGCAUCACAGAUGGUUGGAAAUGCAAAGGCCUGAUGGGAACAACUGUUUGAGCUAUUCAGGAUUAGAGACCUUUUCUAAGUUUGCCUUCACAAGAUGAUGCAAAAUGCACAAAUUAUGUUUGAAGUGUAGGUUGGCGGGUACAUGGGAGACUCCCUGUGUACUUGCAAAAAUUUAAAUAAAAUUUGGUGUUAACUUUAGUCAUUAAAGCUAGUUAAGUCUGGGUUAAAAAAAAAA